AUGAGCUCAAUAAGUGAUGAGAAAAGUGCACCUAGAGAAAUUACUGAAAGUAGUAAAUGGGGAUGGACACAGAAAUUACCAUGGUUUAUUCCUCAUGAAAGAAUAGUCAUUGAAACUCAAGAGGAAAUAGAUGCUGGAUAUGCAAUUAGAAAGAAGAAUGAAGAAGAAAAACAAUCAUAUCAUGUUAAAGAAUAUAGAGAUGAAGCUCAUAGACCAUGGUAUGCCUUUUUCAAUGAAGUUGAAUAUAGACUCACUAAGGAGGAGCAAUCCAAACAUGAUUGGUGGAGAUGGUAUGAUAAAGGUACUUCCAAAGCUGAGAAGAAAUUAAUUUUGAAGCAAGAUUUGUUAAUUACAAUUACUGCCUUUUUAGGAUUUUGGACUUUUAGUUUGAAUCAAGCUAAUCUUAACAAUGCUUAUGUUUCAGGAAUGAAAGAAGAAAUUGGAAUGAAAGGUAAUGACUUGAUUAAUACUCAAGUUCUUUUCAGUGCUGCUAGUAUCAUUUUCCAAUUACCACUUAUUUAUAUAUUACCAAGAGUUAAUCCAACCUAUAUGUUAUUUGGUGCAGAGUUUUUAUGGUCAAUUUUCACUUUGGCUACAUCUAGUGUACAUAACGUGGCAACUUUGAAAGCAUUUAGAUUCAUUGUUGGAGCUGGUGAAGCUGCUUUUUUCCCAAUUAUUCAUUCCAAUUUCGCUUUAAAUUAUACUCAUGGUGAAAUUCAUCGUCGUGCAGGUUUUUACUAUUUUGGAUUGUAUUUGGGUACUUUAACUUCAGGCCUAUUACAAAGUGGGAUCCAUAAUGCAUUGGAUGGUGUCAAUGGGAUUUCAGGUUGGAGAUGGAUGUUUAUAAUUGAUGGCAUAAUUUCAUUUGGAGUUACAUUCGUUACAUUAUUAUCAAUCCCUGGAAGUCCUUUCAAAUGUUAUUCAAUUUGGUUAACAGAUGAUGAAAUCAAAUUGGCUAGAAAAAGAAUGAGAAUCAAUGGUACUGAUGAACAUACACCAACUACAAAAGAAUUUUUAGAUCCAAAAGUUUGGAAAAAAAUCUUUACAUCAUGGCAUUUUUGGGUUUUCACAAUUGCAAACAUUGGUGGAUGGAAUGGUAAUUCUGCUUCUUCAGGUUCUUUUGUUUUAUGGUUAAAAUCAUUAGACAAAUAUUCUAUUGGGAAAAUGAAUAACUUGACUGCAAUCCCACCAGCUUUAGGUAUUCUCUAUAUUUUCAUUGUUUGUUUUGGUGCAGACUUCAUUAGACAAAGAUUUUUAAUGAUUUCAUUUUCACAAUUGAUGAAUAUGAUUGAAGGUGCUAAAUGGUUUGGUUUCUGUUUUGGCUAUUGGAGUUGGUCUCAAAGUUCUGUUUUUUAUCCAUUAAUGAAUGACAUUUUGAGAAGAGAUGCAAAUCAAAAAUCAAUAGAGUGGUUAAUUUCAUACAUUUUUUGUGCACAAUCAAAUGUCUGGUUAAAUAAAAUUCUUUAUCCAACUGUGGAAGCUCCAAAGUUCAUCAAGGGUUUCACUGCAGCUGCGUGCUUCUCAGCGUUACAGGGGCUUUUCAUGGCUAUUGCUCUAUGGUUCUAUAAAAGAGAUGAAAGAGCAUAUGCGUACGAGCAUGGAAUUGUUUUAUACAACUCUGCCAAAGGUGAAGAUCCAGAAACUGCAUUGAAAAACAUUACACAAGAGGUUAAAGACUCAGAUGUGUCUUCUAUUGCUAUUUCCACCAGUAGUCUUACUGAAGACGUGGUAUCUCAUCAUCAUGAGCCAAAGAAAUAA
Molecule: messenger RNA, 1758 nt
Organism: Hansenula anomala
Lineage: Eukaryota; Fungi; Ascomycota; Saccharomycetes; Phaffomycetales; Wickerhamomycetaceae
Exons: 2
Coding region: 1-1758 (585 amino acids)
Biological process (GO): transmembrane transport
Cellular component (GO): membrane
Molecular function (GO): transmembrane transporter activity
Source: RefSeq, a predicted model, not a curated record